This is a messenger RNA of Falco peregrinus (peregrine falcon), 1421 nucleotides long. Its product is annotated as alpha-2C adrenergic receptor-like. Gene Ontology annotation, biological process: adenylate cyclase-activating adrenergic receptor signaling pathway. Gene Ontology annotation, cellular component: membrane. The transcript has a single exon. Lineage: Eukaryota; Metazoa; Chordata; Aves; Falconiformes; Falconidae. Gene Ontology annotation, molecular function: adrenergic receptor activity. The coding region runs from base 269 to 1297 and encodes 342 amino acids. The record is from RefSeq and is a predicted model, not a curated record.
ACCAGCAGAGCCAGCAGGCUGUGGGAGCCGUGGCGGGGUUCCCAGCGCCGCCACCGCCCUGUGUGCCUGGCUGGGCGACCACUGGGACAGGACGAGCUCUGCCUUGCCACCGGACUGGGUCAGUAUGGGAGCGGUGGUGGCCAGGACACCCCCCUGGGACUCAGCAGAGCUGGGGCUGUGCCAGGAGAUGCAACGAGGCCGGUGAGCGGGGCGCGUGCGGCGGGGGGCAGCCCCAUGGGGCUUUGUCCGCCUGAGGUGCCAGGCCAGCAUGGAGCCAGCCAGCGCCUUCCCCAAUGCCUCUGGUAACAGCAGCGACACCAGCAGUGCCCCGCACUCGCCUGCAGCCACAGGGCUCAUCCUGCUGGCUGCCCUGGCCAUCCUGCUGGCCACGCUGGUGGGCAACGCGCUGGUGGUGGUGGCCAUCUCCACCAGCCGGGCUCUGCGGGCUCCGCAGAACCUUUUCCUGGUGUCCCUGGCCUCGGCGGACAUCCUGGUGGCUGUCCUUGUCCUGCCCUUCUCGCUGGCCAACGAGGUGAUGGGCUACUGGUACUUUGGUGGCCUGUGGUGCAGCCUGUACCUGGCGCUGGACGUGCUGCUCUGCACCGCUUCCAUCGGGCACCUCUGCGCCAUCAGCCUCGACCGCUACUGGGCUGUCACCCGGGCAGCCCGGCUUAACCUGCGCCGCAGCCCCGGGCGGGUGAAGGGGAUGAUUGGGGCAGUCUGGGCAGCAGCAGCCCUGGUGGCAUUGCCACCGCUCCUGCAGGCCCGGCCGGUGGGCCAGAAAUGCCAGCUGAGCCAGGAGACAUGGUACGUGCUGGCCUCCUGCGCCGCCUCCUUCUUCGCCCCCUGCCUUGUUAUGGUCACCGUCUACUGCCGCAUCUACCACCUGACCGCCCGGCGGACGGCAGCCCUCCUUGCCCCCCAUUCCCCACGCCCCGCUGGCACCGGCAAGAAGGGAACAGGGCUCAGGAUGCCGGGCUGGCGGCGCCAGAGCCAGCACCAGAGCGUGUUGCUGUGCCGCCGGCGGCUGGUGCAGGCACAGGAGCGGCGCUUCACCGUCGUGCUGGCCGUGGUGAUGGGGACCUUUGUGCUGUGCUGGUUCCCCUUCUUCUUCACCUACAGCCUGGGCGCUGUCUGUGGGGAGGGCUGCCGUGUCUCCAAGCCUCUCUUCAGCUUCUUCUUCUGGAUCGGUUACUGCAACAGCAGCCUCAACCCCCUCAUCUACACCCUCUUCAACCGGGACUUCCGCGCUGCUUUCCGCCGGCUUCUGGCUGUCCCCCGCUGGCACCGCACCUAGGGCCCCACUGUGACACUGGGGACAUGGCCCCCAGCCUGGCAUGGACCCUGGACUGCAGUGCCAGUGUGCAUCUUGAGGUACUUUUGGAAACAUGGGGUUGAAUAAAAUGAGGCCAAAGCCUGCA